This is a messenger RNA of Ipomoea triloba (trilobed morning glory), 2382 nucleotides long. RefSeq lists its product as uncharacterized. Bases 1471 to 2238 code for a protein of 255 amino acids. The transcript is spliced from 4 exons. The record is from RefSeq and is a predicted model, not a curated record. NCBI's taxonomy places the organism in Eukaryota, Viridiplantae, Streptophyta, Magnoliopsida, Solanales, Convolvulaceae.
UUUGCUCCGUUUCUUAAUUCUCAACAAAUAUUCUGUUAUGCUUGGUUUUAUGUAUAUUUUACACUUUCGCUUCAGCGAGGUGGAGAACUAGAUUUCUGGAUUUCAUGCACUCAUUUUUUCUCGGUUUAAUUCUCUAGGUUUUUCCGUUAGACUUAAUUUAGGUAAAAUUUCUAGGUGAAAGUUGGGCUGUUAAUUCUUCACUUCAAUAUUGACCCUAGAUACUUCACGAACGGAUCAUCACCCAUCAAGUAUUAAAUCCUACUUGUUGAUUUAACUUCUCAACCAACUUUAGGCUUGUUUGCUUCAUGAACCUUUUAAUGCCUCAUGUAAUACAGUUUUUAUUUGAUGCAUAAUGGUCUUUGCUUGAAUUCAAUGAGCCGUGGACUUGAUUUUUUUUUUUGCCACGAAUGAUCUACUCCUGAACAUAAUGAACUUUGAAUUUGAUUUCUUUACUAGAACAGGAUGAACUUUGGAUUUCACUUCGUUAUGAUCAAGCUUUGCUUGAAUACUACAAAUUUUGGGCUUGAAUGCUUGAAGAAAUGAUUGAGAUUCUCUCAGCACUUGCAUUCAGUCCGUGUUCCUGAUCUUCAAUCUUCGUAUUAUUUGCCUUUAACUUGUUUUCUCUUGUGUUGGGCACUACUUAGGCCCAUUUUCACCAUCUACCCAAGUUUGAUGAGAUUGACAUACUACAUGAGUUUGGCCCAGUUGAAUUGAAGCAUGUGCUUCAUCUCAACUAAAAGAUUAAGCUAAUAUUUGGGUUGCAUGUUUAUUUUUAUAUAGUGUAUAUAUAUGCUCAACACGUCUUUUGACGUGCGCAAGCCAGACAAGCUCCAAGAAACACGUGGAGCAUAGUCUCUUUUUAUUGGUUGGGUAGAGUUUCAAACCCAUGACCUCUAGCAUGGGGUUGGCCCUAAUAGUUGGAUUGCUCAACAAGUUGGAUGAUUUUGGCCCAGAUGGGGGGUGGCGUUUUUGUUUUGGCAUUCUGACAUUCAUGGGGAAUUACAGCUCUUUUGGGAUUUUUUUUGCCCAGUAUUAGGCUAUGAACUGGAACAGACUCUGUAAUUACCUUUGGACUUAGCUUAGAUUUAUUUGUCUUUAAUAUAAGCAAUUUCUUUCUUUCCAGAUAUUGCCCUUUACUCAUUAAUAAAAAACUGAAGUUUAUUACUUCUUGUAAGGUACUUUUAUGCUCUUAGUCAGUUGGGAUUUUGAAAGUUUUAUGAAGUGUAAUAAUUGCUGUUUUAAUGCCAUGUUUAUUUAGAGUCAAUUCAGCCUGUGCUUAUCUAUGUUUCUGUAAUUUGUAUCCUUCAAAAGAAAAAUUAAUGUUUUUAUUUUUCACAUAAAUUCUCUUUUCUAUUUGCUUUUGGAUGUGAAAAAAGUUAGGUUGACCCUUGAUUGUGAAUCCAAGGCUGCUCUAAGAGCUUGCUAGGGUGAGGAAUAGUUAAUCCUAGGGUUGUGAGUGCCUUUCGUGCAAUGAAAGCGCUUGGGAUCUCUGAAGACAAGGUGAAGCCCGCAUUGAUACAUGUUUUGAAGUUGUAUAACAAAAACUGGGACCUCAUUGAAGAGGAGAACUAUAGACCCCUUAUAGAGGCAAUUUUUGAAUAUGAGGAAGCUGAGGCAGCAAACCUUGAGAAGUCAUCAAAGAAUGCUGAACAAGAGGAUAAUGUUAAGGAAGAAGAGGUUGGGCAUGAAGAGCCUAUAAGGCCCUUAAAAAGAUUGCGUUUGAGACUGAAAGCUCAUCUAUCAUCACCAUCCAGCCUGGGUGGAACUUCACAGGUGAGGCAUGAUGUUGAGGGGGCUGAACUUCUUGGACUGCACAACUCCUCUAAUGGCCAUAUGAAUUCUGAACCACAGUCUGCAUCAUGUCAGUUUAUUGCUCAGAACAAAGGAAAACAGCCUGUUUCUCCCAAUGCUACAGCACAGGAAACAUAUUCUUUGCCUCAGCUUUCUGGUGCAAACAAAAGUCAGCCAAGUUCUUGUUGUGCAGGAACUGGUUUGGGUUCUGAGAGGGGUAAGGAAGUUCUAUCUCCUCAAAUCAUGUCGGCUGAAAAGCCAAACAGUGAGCCUAACAAUGCACAGUCAUCCAAAAAGAAAUUUCACGCAUUGAUCAAACCUAAAGAAGAGCCGGUCACUGAAGACAUGCCCCAAGAAGUUCCUGUUUCAGGCACUCAUGCAGUGUCAGCAAAGAAAGGUGGAUCAUCAAAUGCAAAUGGUUUGAUCAGGAAUGAGGAUCAUCUUUAGAUCCGAAGAUGCAAUCCGGAGCUACACUAGAUGUGGCAUAUAAGAAUAAUGCCUCAGGUUUAGGCUUUGCUUGGUCCACCCAGGUUCCAUCUUACACACCAGAAUCCUACCCUGAUUUAUCCACACACCUAGAGCUUCUCUGUG